AUGGCUUUCUUCGCCACCUGCAUUGCCGUCGUGGCUAGCUUCGUCACUCUUACCUCUGGCUCACCUGCAGAUGCAAUGGGCGCAGCAGUGACCUCAAACUCGAAAUCCUCCCUUACACUUAUCUACCAGAACAAUCUGAAUGGUUCGGACGACAGAAACCACAUUGGAGCUCUCGUCCUUGAUGCUACCCCUGGAUCGAAUGUCGCUGCAGCUUGUGCAGCCUUGAACGAGAAGCCUCUCUCUAAGGCUUCCCUACAACAGCACCAGUCGGAAUUCAUCAAAGCUUUAUUGUAUCAGGACUAUGCCAGGUACAACGAUGCCAGCAAGGGGUUCUACAUUGACAAUGGCACCGUUGCUGUCAGCAAACAACUGACAUUUGCUUCGGUAUCUGGAUCCUCGAACAAAAACCUCCCAGUCCUAUGCACCCAAUCUGCAAACAACGGAUCAUCAAACGCGAGACCCGUCAACGGCAGUGAGAUCACUCUAGCGUCGAAUGGCAACACAUUUGUUGGAUAUCGCAACCAGAAGUCAUUCCGUUUCCUUGGUAUCCCUUACGCAGACACACCUCAACGGUUUAAGUACUCCUUGGUGUACUCGAAGAAGGGCCAGACCAUCCGGGCAACGUCAUAUGGGUCACAGUGCGCGCAGGGUGGAUCAGGCAGUGAGGACUGCUUAUUCUUGAAUGUUCAGACGCCAUAUAUCCCCAAAGUAGGCUCGAAACAAAAGCUGCGCCCUGUCAUGUUCUGGAUCCAUGGUGGAGGCUUUACAGGAGGUAGUGGUGCAGAUGGGCUCUCCGAUGGUGGCAAUCUCGCAAGCAAAGAAGACGUUGUGGUUGUUUCGAUCAAUUACCGCCUCUCAACACUGGGCUUCUUGGCUGUCCCUGGGACCGACAUUAAGGGAAACUUUGGUAUUGCAGAUCAAAUUACUGCACUCGAUUGGGUCGUUGCAAAUAUUGCGGCUUUCGGAGGAGACCCUAAGAAGAUCACGAUCGCUGGUGAGUCCGCCGGUGCCGGCUCGGUACGUACACUGCUCGGGUCUCCUCAGGCAAUCGGCAAGUACCAAGGCGCAGUAUCCAUGUCUAACCUCGGAGGUGGCGUAACUCUGGGCCUGAAGGGCGACUAUGGCACAACGUACUCGACUUACUACACCAUCGACCAGUCAUACGCUGUUGCUGGACCUCAGAUCUUCGCCGCGGUAGGCUGCAACGGUACUGAUGUCUCAAGCCAAAUCGCUUGUCUUGGAAAAGUGCCCGCUGCCACCCUCGUGGGUGCCUCGACCGUUGCUCGCUAUGUUGUGCAGGACGGCAAGUACGUCAACACACCAAACCUUAUUCUCUCGACCCGCAAUGGCAGUACUGCUCACAUUCCUGUUAUCUUCGGUAUCAUCCGCAAUGACGGGGCAUCAUUCUCUACAUAUCCAAAGACACCCAUUGCCAACCAUACUCAAGGUCUAGAGGCGGCGCUCGGUAUCAACUCCACCUGGGCUGAGAGGGUCAUUGCCUCGAAUUUGUUCCCUCUCACCAAUACUGGAAACCUGACCCUUGAUUCAUUCAACGUAUCUCAGCGUAUCGCAACGGACAAGACGUUCCGUUGUGUGGACCAAGCCACAGUCUAUGCUGGCGCUCAGACCAAAGCUUUCCAGAAGGCCUACUACUACCAGUUCGAGCGCACGAUCGGUGGCUACGAUCCCAACAACCUGGGUGGGCCUAAGGACAACAACCCCAAGAACCCUUACUUCCGUUUCCAUGGUGCCGACAUGCCCUGGGUGUUUGGAACUCUGGGCACGAUUCGCGAACCGGAGGACUUGUGGUCAGAACAGUUGGUGUCGAGCUACUUCGGAUCUUUUGUAAGGAAUGGCGACCCUAACCCAGAGUUGAAGUACUUGCAAGUCAGAGGCUACGAUAAAGUGAUCGAGGGCGUGAAGAAUUACGGCCAGUGGAGUCAGGUGGAUGGAGGAAAGAAGAGCGGUGACGAGGUUAGACAUCUGGACUGGCCAAGUACGAAUACUGGUUUUGUAGAUGUGGAGCAGUGCAACUGGCUAGGUUACCCACUCGAUUACUACCUCAAAGGUGGUAUCUGA
Ascochyta rabiei is the source of this 2079-nucleotide messenger RNA. RefSeq lists its product as uncharacterized. The record is from RefSeq and is a predicted model, not a curated record. Gene Ontology annotation, molecular function: cholinesterase activity. The coding region runs from base 1 to 2079 and encodes 692 amino acids. Lineage: Eukaryota; Fungi; Ascomycota; Dothideomycetes; Pleosporales; Didymellaceae. The transcript has a single exon.